UGGGAGGAGAAAAAAAGCGGAUUGUUUAGACUGUAGCAUCCAGCGUGAACAUCAGACCAGCUGACAGCCAAUGAGACUAGCAAUGCUAGGUGGCAUCCGUCGCCUCCCAACCAACUGCAACAUUUAUAACAGUGUCUAAACGGAAUGAGAGGCUUAGACGCUACAGGCCAAACAGAAAACAUGACUGAUACGGAAAAGAGGGAUUGUUCCUCAGCUAGGCAACGCAUACCCGAACAAAAUGGCGAAGCUACAUGGGUAGAUGAUGUUUUUGAUGAAUCCUAUAAAGAGAAAGAGGGUUUGGUGAUUCCAAUGAAGAUAGUAUGGAGAAAUGUUGUGCUGAUGGCUUUACUGCACAUCGGAGCUGUUCACGGACUGACCCUCGUCCCUUCUGCUAAAGCUUUUACACUGUUAUGGGCUUGGAUCUGUUUCCUGAUUAGUGCCAUGGGAGUGACAGCUGGAGUACAUCGGCUCUGGAGCCACAGGUCCUAUAAAGCUAAACUGCCAUUAAGAGUCUUCUUAGCCAUUGCAAACUCUAUGGCUUUUCAGAAUGAUAUCUAUGAGUGGAGUAGAGACCACCGUGCCCACCACAAGUAUUCAGAGACCAAUGCAGACCCCCAUAAUGCCAAAAGGGGCUUCUUCUUUUCUCAUAUUGGCUGGCUGUUGGUACGUAAGCACCCAGACGUCAUUGAGAAGGGGAGCAAGCUGGACCUCAGUGACCUCAAGGCAGAUGGUGUUGUUAUGUUCCAGAGAAGGCAUUAUAAGUUGUCUGUAGUGGUGAUGUGCUUCCUCGUUCCCACACUGGUGCCGUGGUACUUCUGGGGGGAAAGUCUGAGCCUGGCUUUCUUCAUCCCAGGCCUGCUAAGAUACGCUGUGACCCUUAAUGCCUCCUGGCUGGUUAACAGUGCUGCCCACAUGUGGGGCAUGAGGCCCUUUGACCGCAACAUCAACCCCAGAGAGAACAAAUUUGUUGCCUUCAGUGCUGUAGGGGAAGGCUUCCAUAACUACCAUCACACAUUUCCAUAUGACUAUGCUACCAGUGAGUAUGGCAGUGUGCUGAACUUCACCAAGAUGUUCAUUGAUUUUAUGAGUUACAUUGGCCUUGCCCAAGACUGCAAGAAGCCGUCUCAUGACACAAUCCUGGCUCGGAUUCAACGCACCGGUGAUGGCAGUCACAAAAGUGGCUAAGUCAUUUCUAACAUUUCAGAAGCCAAAAUGUGUCAUAGGAAGCUAAACCAAUAUCUAAAUAUAUUUGUGCAGUGAUGUGUGCAGCAAAGGUCCUAGUACUGUCUCCAUCCUUACAGUGAAUUAAGAAUUCCUGUUUUGAUUACACAGACUAAGGACCACUGUUUCAUUUUUUGGCAUAUUUUAUUAAGAAACUAUAUGUACUUUAGCACUGGAAAGUUUAAUUUGGAAAAAUGAUUCGCUCUAACUCUAAAGUACUGUAACAGUAUUGCUUAAGCAGUGCAUUCAGCUAAACCUAAUCGAUAUCACUGUUUGUUUAGAAUAUAAAAUUCACAUUGGCUUCAGAAAAUCAUUCCGAUAUACUAUGCAAGCUAUACAGUUACAGCUUAUAUAACAUCACGUAUAUUAAUCCCUUUGGCAUUUUUGGAUUACUUCAAGUCGUCAUAAAGUGAUAAAAGUGAAAGAAGUGACAGAACGGAUACAAGAAACAAAAUUUUAAAGCAACAGAUAAAGGUUUCUCUGCGCACUGAUACUGUUGAGUUGCACACUGACACAUUUUAUUGUAAAUUCAAAAAAUUCCAAAUUUUAUGUUCAAAAAAGGACAACUAUGCUGGCCUUCAGAUUUCAAUUUAUAUAAACAAAAAUUUAUUGUUAAUAAAUUAUUGUUAAUUUAUAGUUAACACUGUAUGACCUACUCAGAACACUGAAAAAAAAAAUCGUAUUUUGAUACCACUGCUCAAAAUAUAUAUAUAAAUUAUAUAUAUAUAUACUGUAUAAAAAUCUUUCAUUACUCACAGUGAAAUGAAAUUACAUAGAUACUGGCACCCCUGAAUUUAGUGAACAUUCCUAUUAGCAAGAUCAGAAUAAUCUGGCUUCAUUUUUUAAUGAAGUAGGAGACCAUUAAAUUAUUUUUAUAAGCUUUCAACCAUCAACUCCUCUGCAUUUCUGCCUAAAAAUGGGAUUCAGGUCAGAGGACAAAAAUUUAAACCUUGCCAUGCAGUGCAUUAUGUCUUCAUAAAUUGCACUUACAUUCUUAAAAGCACAGCUAAGCUUUUCAGACAGGGUUAGCUCUUUUAUCACAGAGGGAGCUAACCAACAUAACCAGUUAAAAUGACCACUAGCUAAGAGUUUAACUUAAGUUGCCUGUCAAUAGUACAUUAGCUAGUUAAACUGAAUCAUGGGAUCACCAUUUGGCACACUGAUAAAUGUUAGUUACAGAGCUGGCAAUUAACUUACACAUGUAAACCUACUCCUACACAGAGCAGGAACAGUUCAAGGGAUAAUUCUGUCCACCAUAUUUUUCAAACCUUCAUUGAGCUCUAGUCCAGUGAACAGCGUUAUCAGAUUGCCUUCACUACAAAAGAUAUAUUAAGAAGAUGAAUGCAUUAGGCUGCCUCCUGAGUAGGACAGUAUUCCUCUAGGCAGUGUGCAAAUGCUGCCCAGAAAAACUGUCUAUGCAGCUGAAUUAAACUAAAUGAUCAAUAGUGAUCAUAUUUUAAAGUGUUUAAAGUAAUAACAAGAAAGUGAGUACUGCAUAGUGGUAUAUGGUAUAGCUCAGCUCAUAUCUUUUCUUUUCUAUAUGACCAUCGCUAUUUAAUGCUAAGACCACAGAACUCCACAUACUGUAAUUUGAUGAAAGCAGAGGAUUUUCUGUUGUUUUUUUUUCUUCUGGCAUAUGGGCCUUGUCAUCGCGAAAUUUAACAACUGUUAUGAUUUUUUUUCCAACCAAUUUUCUGAAUUGUAUGUGGGGAGAAAUAUAUAUGUACUAUUUUAUGCUGAGUUGUUUCUAAGUAUAAAUUUAUGCAUAUCCAUUUAUUUAAGAAUGUGUAACAUACUUGCUUGCAUAAGAAUUUUGAAGGUUGUCCAUAAUUUCAACAGACAUAUAUUUUUAAUGAAAAUUAUUUAUUUGAUUCCUUUCAUACAUGAAUGUAAGAUCAAGAUAAAAAUGUCUCCCACAACCAUCCUUAGACUGUCUAACAACAAUCACUGUGGGCCCUUUCUGUGUUUUUCUGUAAUUAAGCUGUUCUAUAUUACAGAAACUCCUUAUCAAAUACAGUAGGCCUAUAUAGGCUACUUGCUGUAUGUUUUCUCACAGUAACCACUGAUGUUUAUUAAAAAUAAAAUGAUUAUUUAUUAUUAUUCCUCUCCAUAUUUUACAGCAGGUUUUACCUGUAUGGAAGCCUUAAAGUAAGGUCAAGGAAAGUUGUCACUUUAUGUACAAUUGAAUAAAUGAAAAUUUCUAAAAGAA
Molecule: messenger RNA, 3430 nt
Organism: Pangasianodon hypophthalmus (striped catfish)
Lineage: Eukaryota; Metazoa; Chordata; Actinopteri; Siluriformes; Pangasiidae
Gene: scdb
Product: stearoyl-CoA desaturase b
Exons: 6
Coding region: 145-1185 (346 amino acids)
Biological process (GO): unsaturated fatty acid biosynthetic process; response to fatty acid
Cellular component (GO): endoplasmic reticulum membrane
Molecular function (GO): palmitoyl-CoA 9-desaturase activity; iron ion binding; stearoyl-CoA 9-desaturase activity
Source: RefSeq, a predicted model, not a curated record